AUGUCGGACUCAGGUUCGGCGAUGGGAGCUCCUGUGGCAUGUGCUAUGGGCGAUGACGGCGGCCGAGGUGAUGUGCCGAAUGACGGCGAAUACUGCGACAUUGGCCCGAGUCUAAUGCGGGCCCAAUUUUGGCCCCUGUCCAAGGUUCGCUGGCAGAAUAAGCAAUUCUCAUCAUUUUUAGAACCAACAUUCCGAAGGGUAGCGAGAAAAAAGAAUUUUGGAAAAUUACUUUUUCUACGGAAGCUUGGAUGGUCAUGUUCAAUUGUAAGCUAA
This is a messenger RNA of Strongylus vulgaris, 273 nucleotides long. The record is from the annotation of a GenBank genome assembly. NCBI's taxonomy places the organism in Eukaryota, Metazoa, Nematoda, Chromadorea, Rhabditida, Strongylidae.